CACACACAAGGAUUUGCGCCCUCCGUCCAAGCCCCCCAUGCAGAGAAAUAAUUUCACUCUCUCACUCGCUGCUCUGGAAAGCCAGCAAGCCAUCUCACAAGCACGCAGGGCUUUGAGAGGAUGCUUUUGGAGUAGCUUCUCUACCGCGCAAAUAAACAGAGCUGGGCCUAAUAAUUCAUAAAGCUGUUUCAGCUUUUCCACAACCUAAAAUGGGCCUCUUAAACUGCCGUUCAACGUUUCUCGGACACAGCCUCUUCUCCGGUACGAAACCCUUCUCUCCCUUUCCGGUGACUGUCCCCUUUCUCUGCACCAAUAUGUCAUCGGAACCCGUUACUCAGAAUGCCGCCAGGCUUCCUCAAGAUUACCCAACACCACUCUCCCCUCCCCUGCCGUCAAUCUCAAAGGACAUAGAGCUGGCGAGAGCCAUGACUGCUUCUUCAAAAUCAAGCCUCUUUGCUCUCUCAAGAAGUGAUGUCUUAUAUGAAGACGAAUGGCUCAUGGCGGUGAACAAGCCUCAGGGGAUUUAUUGUGAGAACGUGCUGGGAUCGGUUCCUAGGCUACUCAGUGACUUGGCUGAGUCAGGCAGAUUCAAUGAAGGGGCGGAAGUCGCUCCUCCAGAGCUUCAUCUUGCUAAUCGUCUUGAUCGUGACACAAGUGGUGUAAUGAUUAUAACCAAGUCACACAAAGUGGCUUCUAAGCUUGUGAAGGCCUUUACUGAUCACAGGAUUCAUAAAUCAUAUAUUGCUCUCUGCAUUGGUUCAGCUCCAAAAUGGGAAAGAAUCACCGUUAAGUCAGGUCAUGGUCGAUCAAAAUUUGGAGCCUGGCGUGUGUAUGCUGCAUCAGAUGUGGGUCGAUCACUACCAGGUGGGUCAAUUGUUAGGGAUAUGGAAACUAUGUUUGAAGUGUUAUCAGUAAAUGGACAGGGAAGCUUCAAAGAGCCUGAAUUUGCAAAAGAUGAGGAUAAUAUGAAUAUAAUUGUUGUUGAAGAAAAAGCUUUUGUAGACACUGAUGCAAAGAAAGAUGAGAUUUUGGUCAGAGCAUAUCCUCGAAGUGGAAGAACGCAUCAAAUCCGUUUGCAUUCUCAAUACCUUGGAAUCUCUAUCAGAGGGGAUGUGAAAUAUGAGGGUAUGUAUGAGUGGAAAGGGAGAUCAUAUGAUGCCUUUGAACUUCAUGCAGAGAGCUUGUCUUUUGAGCAUCCUAUUACUGGUUCCCAAAUCAUGAUUAAGGCACCUCUGCCUUUGUGGGCUAGCCAGGCAUUGCAGCCCCUAACAGAUUAAACAGCUUCCCAUGUUCAUUCUGGAUACUUCAGGAAAGGAAACAUGCAACAGAAUCCAAAGGAAAUAACAAGAUGAGAUGUUUAGGAAAAGAGAAGCACACAUAUUUUGCAAGAAGACUCAGUUAAUAUAGCCGAAAAGAUUUGGCUCUUUCUUAAUGAUUUUGAAAAUACCCAGUUAGGAGACACUUGGUUUGUCCUUUUGGUCUUAAAGAUUUCAUACUUUUCGUGUUCAAGUCUUUGGCCUUUUAUUUCAAUGGUCAGACACUCAGAUCUCAAAGAAGUGAAUUUUUCACAUCAAAUCCUGGUGCAUCGCCAGCAGAGUUUCAUAUUCAAGGACUAUUGUUGUAGUCUAGAUAAAAACUGGCAAAGAAGCGGCUAGUCAACACGUGUAACGGAUGAAGAAAGCCGUAUCUGUAAUCUGUGUCUUCAUGGCUUAUAUUUCACCUGGAACUUUCAAGACCUGGAGCUAAAUCAGGGGCAAGACAGGCCAUGGCAUUGUAUAUGUGACUGUCAAUUAUAAUUUGUAGGUUAAAUACCGUUUUGGUCUAGAGUCUUUUUUAAGUCCCUAUAUUGAAAAAAUCUUUUUUUUUUUU
Messenger RNA from Rubroshorea leprosula, 1869 nucleotides. Lineage: Eukaryota; Viridiplantae; Streptophyta; Magnoliopsida; Malvales; Dipterocarpaceae. The record is from the annotation of a GenBank genome assembly.